This is a messenger RNA of Salvia splendens (bonfire salvia), 1670 nucleotides long. RefSeq names its product eukaryotic initiation factor 4A-2-like. NCBI's taxonomy places the organism in Eukaryota, Viridiplantae, Streptophyta, Magnoliopsida, Lamiales, Lamiaceae. Bases 179 to 1423 code for a protein of 414 amino acids. The transcript is spliced from 5 exons. The record is from RefSeq and is a predicted model, not a curated record. Gene Ontology annotation, molecular function: nucleic acid binding; RNA helicase activity; ATP binding.
GGCUUUUCCCCUCUCUCUCUCUCUCUCUCUCUCUCUCACACACACACACACACACCACGUUCUCUCUCUCUACAACUCCGCGGCGUAGAUCCGAGGAGUUUUGGCUCUUCGUCGCCGCAAAAAUCAACAUCUAAAUCACCGACUCUCUCUUCAAAUCUCUCUUUUUUUUCAUUCAGUCAUGGCUGGACUAGCACCCGAAGGUUCUCAAUUUGAUGCUCGCCAGUUUGAUACAAAGAUGAAUGAGCUACUUGGAGCUGAAGGCGGCGAGGAAUUCUUCACAAGCUAUGAUGAGGUCUACGACAGUUUUGAUGCCAUGGGCUUGCAGGAAAAUCUUUUGAGAGGAAUCUAUGCCUAUGGUUUUGAGAAGCCAUCUGCUAUUCAGCAGAGAGGUAUUGUCCCCUUUUGCAAGGGGCUUGAUGUGAUUCAACAAGCCCAAUCUGGAACUGGAAAAACUGCAACCUUCUGCUCUGGGAUUCUUCAGCAGCUAGACUAUAGCAUCGUUGAAUGCCAGGCUCUUGUUUUGGCACCUACCCGUGAGCUUGCCCAGCAAAUUGAGAAGGUGAUGAGAGCGUUGGGUGACUAUCUCGGUGUAAAAGUUCAUGCUUGUGUUGGUGGUACCAGUGUGCGUGAGGAUCAGCGCAUUCUAUCCAGUGGAGUUCAUGUUGUGGUUGGUACUCCAGGACGUGUCUUUGACAUGUUGAGAAGGCAGUCUCUGCGCCCUGAUUACAUCAAAAUGUUUGUUUUGGACGAAGCUGAUGAAAUGCUCUCCAGAGGGUUCAAGGACCAGAUCUAUGACAUCUUCCAGUUGCUGCCUCCCAAGAUUCAAGUUGGUGUGUUCUCUGCUACUAUGCCACCAGAGGCUCUCGAGAUCACAAGGAAAUUCAUGAACAAGCCCGUCCGCAUCCUUGUGAAGCGUGAUGAGCUAACCCUUGAGGGUAUCAAGCAGUUCUACGUCAAUGUGGACAAGGAAGACUGGAAGCUCGAGACUCUAUGCGAUCUCUACGAGACCCUAGCCAUCACCCAAAGUGUCAUCUUUGUCAACACAAGGCGCAAGGUCGACUGGCUGACCGAUAAGAUGCGCAGCCGUGACCAUACUGUCUCUGCCACCCAUGGUGACAUGGACCAGAACACGAGAGACAUCAUCAUGCGGGAGUUCAGAUCUGGCUCCUCCCGUGUGCUCAUCACCACAGAUCUCCUGGCCCGUGGUAUCGAUGUGCAGCAGGUCUCCCUGGUCAUCAACUACGACCUGCCGACCCAGCCGGAGAACUACCUCCACCGUAUUGGACGUAGUGGGCGGUUUGGGAGGAAGGGUGUUGCUAUAAACUUCGUGACCACUGACGACGAGCGCAUGCUCUUCGACAUUCAAAAGUUCUACAAUGUGACUGUGGAAGAGCUCCCAGCCAACGUUGCUGACCUUCUCUAGAGAGAGAGAGAGGAUUGAGGUGCCAGAGGUUAAAUUUUCCCUUAUCUUCCUAGGUUAGUUUUAACGUGUGAAAGAGGGAGAUUUUAAGUACCAUUAUUUGGAGAGGACUUCGAUCUCCCAACGUUAUUGCUGUCCCAAAACUACAACAUUUUUGGUUUCUGUCUUUGUACUGUAAUUGUCAAAAGAAUUUGGAUGAUAUUUGGAUUUCCUGGUCUCAUUUUAAAUUCACUUUUUUCGCUUCGUUUCA